CAGGAUGGUGUCCUGGAUGAUCUGUCGCCUGGUGGUGUGAGUAUGAACCCUGUGAGACCCCCUCUGAUCCCUGGUGCCAGCCUGCCUUUGGGAUGGAAACUGGGAACGUUUGGUAAAGAAGAGGAUUUUCUGAACUCCCUCAGCCCUUUCCUAACACACGCUUAACGGUCCUGGAGCUCUGAAGUGGGACCUGGUCACUGAAUGCCUUGCUCCCAACCGGCAUCCUUCUAGGCUGAUUGGGGACCCUUCCUACAUGCGCACACACUGCAGACAGGUGCAGGCAGGGCUCAGGCCUUGCCACCCGCAGCCCAGUGAGAAGGUGAUAGGCACUGCUGUGGGCGGAGAAUCCAGGUGCCGCCCUCCCAUCUGAGCAGCCCCAUGACCCACCACCCCUAGCUUCAGCCUCCGAAGUCUACCCCUCACUUUUGGAUAGUCCGACACCUGGUUCCAAUGUCUCUGGCUGCAUCCCGGUGGCCCUGGGCCUGAUUGCGUGGAGUGGGAGGGGACAGCUUGGUGCUCUCACCGGCCUUGUUGUGUGUUCUCAGCCUGUCCUGUACCCAUGGGCCACCAGUGCAGGCCCGAGCAGGCUUGGGAUGUUUGUAAACAGCCGGGUGGGGAGGCAGCCUCCAGGGCACUGACUCAGGCACCUUGGGUUGUGCAAGCCAAGCGGGAAAAACAGGGCAGGCACUGCCACCACGCAUCCAGGUUGGGGGAAUCAGCCACCUGGCAGGGAGAGGGGGGGGCAUGGUGCCCCCUCACACUUCCUAUGGCUGCUGUUCCAGGCUCUUAUUUGGGAUGCUGUAUCCUGCAUAUGCUUCCUACAAGGCUGUGAAGAGCAAGAACAUUCGAGAAUAUGUCCGGUGGAUGAUGUACUGGAUUGUCUUUGCCAUCUUCAUGGCCACAGAGACCUUCACGGACGUCUUCAUUUCCUGGUUGGGCACGAGGAUCGGCAGGCCGUGGGUUGGGAGGCCUACCCCACUACCUGGCUCCUGGCUCACACACACACUCCUCUCCUGCUCCCCCAGGUUCCCUUUUUACUAUGAGAUCAAGAUGGCCUUCGUGCUGUGGCUGCUCUCGCCUUAUACCAAGGGGGCCAGCCUGCUUUACAGAAAGUUUGUCCACCCGUCCCUAUCCCGCCAUGAGAAGGAGAUCGAUGCGUGCAUUGUGCAAGCCAAGGAACGCAGCUACGAGACCGUGCUCAGUUUCGGGAAGCGGGGCCUCAACAUCGCCGCCUCAGCUGCUGUGCAGGCUGCUACCAAGAGUCAGGGUGCUCUGGCUGGAAGGCUACGGAGCUUCUCCAUGCAGGACCUCCGCUCUAUCCCGGACACCUCUGCUCCCACCUACCAAGAUCCCCUCUACCUGGAAGACCAGGUGCCCCGACGCAGGCCCCCCAUUGGGUACCGGCCGGGUGGCCUGCGAGAUAGUGACACAGAGGAUGAGUGUUGGUCAGACAAUGAGGUCGUCCCCCAGCCACCUGUCCGGUCCCGAGAGAAGCCUCUGAGCCGCAGCCAAAGCCUUCGGGUGGUCAAGAGGAAGCCAUUGGUGCGAGAGGGCACCUCGCGCUCCCUGAAGGUCCGAACCCGGAAAAAGACAAUGCCCUCGUACAUGGACAGCUAGAUUCUGCAGUCAGGCCAUCUUACCUCUUGAGCCAGCAGGGGACCUUUUGCUGCUACACCGGUUGCCUGGGCUCCGCCCCUUCUGGCUUCUGCAGCUGCCUAAGGGGGGGGGGCACACAUGGUGUGGUACCCGGCAUGGGGAUGCACCUACAGUAUACCAAAGCAGGCCAAGCCCAGGGGCCUA
Molecule: messenger RNA, 1800 nt
Organism: Peromyscus leucopus (white-footed mouse)
Lineage: Eukaryota; Metazoa; Chordata; Mammalia; Rodentia; Cricetidae
Gene: Reep4
Product: receptor accessory protein 4
Exons: 6
Coding region: 745-1617 (290 amino acids)
Biological process (GO): endoplasmic reticulum tubular network organization
Cellular component (GO): endoplasmic reticulum membrane; endoplasmic reticulum tubular network; cytoplasmic microtubule
Molecular function (GO): microtubule binding
Source: RefSeq, a predicted model, not a curated record